This is a messenger RNA of Fusarium subglutinans, 894 nucleotides long. RefSeq names its product CMGC CK2 kinase. The transcript is spliced from 5 exons. Gene Ontology annotation, cellular component: cytosol; nucleus; protein kinase CK2 complex. The coding region runs from base 1 to 894 and encodes 297 amino acids. NCBI's taxonomy places the organism in Eukaryota, Fungi, Ascomycota, Sordariomycetes, Hypocreales, Nectriaceae. Gene Ontology annotation, biological process: protein phosphorylation. Gene Ontology annotation, molecular function: protein serine/threonine kinase activity; protein tyrosine kinase activity; ATP binding. The record is from RefSeq and is a predicted model, not a curated record.
AUGGCGCCAAUCCACCCGGAGUCGGGGGCGGGGCAGUUCUAUGAUAUGUCGCCCCCGAAAAGAUUAGGACGAGGGAGGCAUGCCAUUGUCUUCGAAUGUCGUGAUCCAAGCGGUCGCAUCUAUGCUAUGAAGCUAUUCAAGCAAGACAGCAGAGACAGGAUCCGUCGCGAACUCGAGAUAUUCCAAUAUCUCCAAAAUGGCCCGAAUAUCAUCAAGUUCAUAGACGCCGUCCAAGGUGAGGAGGGGUCCAACAUCGGCAUCAUCCUCGAAUACGUCGAUAACACAGAUUAUCGAACGCUGUAUCCUCGGUUUAAUGACCUGGACAUCCGAUAUUACACCCGUGAGCUUCUGAGAGCUUUGGACUUUGCUCAUAGCCAAGGUGUUAUGCAUCGUGAUAUUAGACCCCAAAAUGUGGUGAUCGACCAUGAGAACAGAAAGCUCCGCCUAAUAGGCUGGAGCUCAGCAGACUUCUACCGACCCGACGAAGAUUUGGACACCUGUGUAGGCCUCUGGAAGCCACCAGAGCUGCUUCUCUACCAUGAACGAUACGACUUUAGCAUAGACAUGUGGUGCUUCGGGGCUAUGCUCGCAGCCAUGAUCUUCAGAAAGGAACCGUUCUUCCACGGGGCUUCGCGAAUUGACCAACUGAGGCAGAUUGCUGAAGUCCUUGGCACUGACAAACUUUACCGGUUUGUAAAUGAAUAUGACCUUGAGUUGGACGACGAGGAAAUUGAAGCUCUGGGCCAACAUCAUGAGCAAGCCUGGACCGAUUUUAUCAACUCGAAUAAUGAGAGGCUUGUAUCUGACGAGGCUCUGAGCCUUAUUGACCAAGUUCUACGAUUUGACCCGAAGGCGAGUGUUAUCCUGCGAGUGAUAGAUGGUAGUGUAUACUAA